This is a messenger RNA of Phytomonas sp. Hart1, 1542 nucleotides long. The record is from the annotation of a GenBank genome assembly. NCBI's taxonomy places the organism in Eukaryota, Euglenozoa, Kinetoplastea, Trypanosomatida, Trypanosomatidae.
AUGUCGUUUCAUUUUGCACCUGCACCAUUGAACUUUCAGAAGUUCCUUGAUCUCACCCGGUCGGGUUCCCGUAGUUUGUCUCCCGAAAAUGAGCUAAGACAGAUGACGGCAUCAUCUAUAUCUGCUUCGCACACCAAGCCUGACGCCUUGUUAAGUUGUUCUACGGUUUAUAGUAGUGAUGCGAGGGCGGAGCUGCUUCGGAGGCCAUCAAUUAACAACCUUCCAGGAUCGAAAUUAUCGCUGAAAGCGAGCUCGUCUUCCGUCGAAGAGGACUUCCUCGACGCGACGGAGAGCUCCUUGGUAAUGUACACUUCCGACGAUCACGAGGACUGCUUGAAAAAACACGAUUUUGCAGAAUCGGAAUUAUCAGGGUGUCCUCACCACGAGGUGAUGCGUGAAUUAAUAGAAGAAUUCAAGACCUUUUCCCUAUGGCAGUAUGGCAGUCCUUUUUAUUAUCCCGUAACCGACCAAUUUUACUGUUGGAACCUGCACCCACUUCGGCGAAAGUACAAACAUGAGUAUCACGGUAUGGACGGCAUCAGCUGUGAUUUUUGCGGCUACACCGAGUGGCUUACAGUGAACGACGAGUUGGAAUCGACUUUGGCGUCUUUCGCCAAACGCACGGCUUUCUCGGGUGAAGGCCGGGAUGGUUCUACGACCAAACCCCUGAACCCUCGCAGACCGAACCAAUCGAAGACUAAAGGGGUAAAAGAAGAAGAGGCGCUGGAAGGAUCCCAACCAUGCGUCUCGUUCCACCACUGUUCCGUCUGUCAAGUGGAUCUCUGCGCAGCGUGUAUUGCGGAUAUCCGCUCGGAUGACCGCUAUCAUGCACCUUGCCAACAGUGUUUGCGGUGCAAGGCCUACCUUUCCCACCUGCAGGCCGCGGCGCAUCGUUGCAGAGGCUCAAAGUUCGCCAUGCGUGCGGUUUCCGUCGAGAAGGAAAAGGCGGAGGGGGUGAAACGCCAAGGUCCACCCUUUUCCAGAGCUGAAGAAUGUCCUGGUCUGAAAGCGGACCUUCUUCCUUCCUCUGCGGGCUACGACGAAUGUCAAUCGAGGACGCGAAAGUGUACCAAAAACCGGCGUGAAGCCAAACUCAUGCGUGAUGAGCCUUGUGGGAUUCAGACCCCUAAUGUAAAAGAGUUCGACUCUAUUUUAUCAAUCUCUUCAUCGGAUAAUUCUAAAUUGUUUGAGAUAAACACUCCUUCAUUUCCAUUGAAACAAAAGCAUUGGGAGGAGGUGGAGUACAAUUCGGCGGCAAGUCAUUCGACAGGAAAGGCUGAGCCCCCAAGACGAUCACCAGCAUCGAGGCAAUCGCCAAUGCUUGAGAACGGUUGGGAGGCUUGCAUCUCAGCAAGUACUUCUGAGGAAAUUCUUCAAGUGGAUCGGAUAGCCAAAGAGGUGUCCGUGAAGCCAGUACAACAGAAAGUGAACGUCAUGCAGAAGACUUUGUAUAGGUUUAAAAUGCCUACGCGUCUCGCUGCGGAGAAUUGUGCGCGACUUGCCGGUGAAUCCGGUCUGUGUGCUUCUCUUAAAAAGUUCUAA